AUGAAGCUCCAGGUCUAUCCUUGGACUUUGUCUCUACUUCUUGCUCUUCUCACUGCAGUUGAUGCAGCACCAGCCCGAAGAAGCAGCAACCCCCCUUUGAGAGGAUCGGAGGCGCUUGUCGGAUACUCUUCCACGGAAAAGGUCGCCAGCGGAACCCAGCCAGAUAUCAAGUAUAGCCUUCUACCCGGCCAGACAGUCAGCCCGGAUAUCGGUGCCUAUCUAGACUUUGAGAAAGUCGAGAAUCCCCAGCCUAUUCGAGGCUCGACAGGCAGCGAUGAUCCCGGACCCCGGAACUAUGCCUAUGAUCGAAUCAACAGUGAUAAGCUGGCACCCCCUGGCACCGAUAACGGUCAGACUAUUAACGCCCAAUGGCCUAUGGGUCUGAGUCAUAACCGACUUGGUAUCGAUAAUGCCGGAUGGGCUCGUCAGGAAAACACGGUGGUGAUGCCGGCUGCAACCGAAAUGGCCGGAGUUGACAUGCGUCUGGAACCCGGUGGUUAUCGUGAACUGCAUUGGCACGUUGCUGCAGAGUGGUCUUUAGUGCUGAAUGGCUCUUGUCGUAUUCAGGCAGUCAACACGGAUGGACAGACAUUUGUGGAUGAUCUUUCUGCAGGUGAUGUUUGGUUUUUUCCGCCAGGAAUUCCCCACUCGAUUCAAGCACUAGACGACGGUGUUGAGUUUUUACUUGUUUUUGACCAGGGUGACUUUGAUGAGGAUAAUACCUUCUUAGCCACAGAAGUUUUCCUUCAUACUCCAAAAUCGGUCCUAGCCAAGAACCUCGGCGUUUCUAUCUCAGCCUUCGAUGAUAUUCCAGACGACGAGCUCUACAUUUUCGAAGGUACUCCAGCGCCAGCAGAUAUCGAGAAGCAAAACGUCACAACUCAAUCCGGUGUUAUUCCCCGGACUGAAAGCUACUCCUACCAUUUCUCCGAGCAGACCGCGCACGAAGUUGCUGGCGGGUCAGUCAAGAUCGUGGAUCCUCUCACCUUCCCGAUUGCCAGUAACUUCUCUGCUGCUAUUGUCACUGUCCAUCCUGGUGGCAUGCGCGAAAUUCACUGGCACCCGACGAGUGAUGAGUGGACUUUCUUCAUCCAGGGCCAAGGCCGUGCGACAUUGUUUUCUGCACCUGAUGCUGCCACAACAUUUGACUACCGCGCUGGUGAUGUUGCGUACUUCCCGCAGUCAAACAGUCACUAUAUCGAGAACACUGGUGACGAAGAUCUGAUGUUCUUGGAGGUGCUUCAAGCAACCCAAUUCACUGAUAUGGCUCUUGGCCAAUGGAUUGCAUCCACUCCAAAACAGAUUGUGAAGGACACCUUGAACUUGAGUAACAGUACCCUUAGCAAGCUCAAGACGGAAAAGCAGUAUGUCGUGGCUGGCUCGACAAACUAG
Penicillium pulvis is the source of this 1392-nucleotide messenger RNA. RefSeq names its product putative oxalate decarboxylase. NCBI's taxonomy places the organism in Eukaryota, Fungi, Ascomycota, Eurotiomycetes, Eurotiales, Aspergillaceae. The coding region runs from base 1 to 1392 and encodes 463 amino acids. The transcript has 8 exons. The record is from RefSeq and is a predicted model, not a curated record. Gene Ontology annotation, biological process: oxalate metabolic process.